AUGUCUUCAAAGAUCGGACUCCGUCUCUUCCAGAGUUCAAGAACCGCCUUUCAGAAUGCGACUGCUCGCUUCAGAGCCCAGGCUCUUCGAGCUAGACGAUUUCAGAGCACAGAGGCCGGAGCAGCCCAACAGAGCUUCCUGCAGCGGUCGUGGAACAGUCCCAUUGGAAUUAAGACGGUCCAUUUCUGGGCACCUGUUAUGAAGUGGGUUCUCGUUUUGGCUGGUCUCUCUGAUCUGGCCCGACCUGCUGAGAAGCUUUCCCUCACUCAAAACGGCGCGUUGAUGGCGACUGGAGCAAUCUGGACCAGAUGGUGCCUUAUCAUCAAGCCUAGAAACGUCCUCCUUGCUACUGUCAACUUUUUCGUUGGCUGUGUUGGCUUGACACAAGUGACCCGAAUUUUCCUUUAUAGGCGGUCCCUAGACGGUUCGGCCAAGGAGGCCGUCAAGGAUAUGACCCACGAGGCUACGGAUUCUGCUAAAGCGGCUAUUCACAAGGCAGAAGCGGCCGUGAAACAGCAAUAG
Messenger RNA from Arthroderma uncinatum, 522 nucleotides. Its product is annotated as UPF0041 domain-containing protein. Gene Ontology annotation, cellular component: mitochondrial inner membrane. The record is from RefSeq and is a predicted model, not a curated record. Gene Ontology annotation, molecular function: pyruvate transmembrane transporter activity. The coding region runs from base 1 to 522 and encodes 173 amino acids. The transcript has 4 exons. Gene Ontology annotation, biological process: pyruvate import into mitochondria. Lineage: Eukaryota; Fungi; Ascomycota; Eurotiomycetes; Onygenales; Arthrodermataceae.